AUGACACGCAUAAAUCGAGAAAUGGUCCAAUUUUUUUUUUUUUUGGAUCCUUCCGAUUCCGAUCUCUGUCCCUUACAUUGUUCUUGUCUGCCUUUGUUUUGA
This is a messenger RNA of Linum tenue, 102 nucleotides long. The record is from the annotation of a GenBank genome assembly. Lineage: Eukaryota; Viridiplantae; Streptophyta; Magnoliopsida; Malpighiales; Linaceae.